AUGGAUGAGGAGGCUGUCAUCCUCGGAAAGGCAUUGAUUGAUUCCUGGAGAAAGGAUGACAUCUUGCAAAUCACGAUGACACCAGAAGAGGGAGAUUUGCUUCGACAGAGUUACGAAAUCUCCAAAGCUUUCUUCGAACUUCCCCAUGCCGAGAAGUCAAAGUAUGUGGAUGAUCAGAGUUAUGCUGGCUACAUUGCAUCUGGGGAGGAGAUUACUGAUGGUAUUGCCGAUUACUCAGAAAUCUUCACGGUUUUCAAGGAUCUCCCUGCGACCGACACGAGAGUGCGAGAUAAGUGGCCUUGCCACGGGCCGUGUCCUUGGCCCAGCCCUGAGUAUGAGCACGUGAUGAAGCAACUUAUGGGUCUUCUGGGACAAUCGGGCAGGAAAUUACUCAAACUGGUCGGCCUAGGCUUAGGACUCAAAGACCCUGAUGCUUUGGUUCACCUAACCAAGGAUGGUUGGCACCACAUGCAUGUUCUCCGGUUCCCCCAGGUUGAUCGAACGAACGGUAAUGACAAGGCUGGGCGUGGAAUCGGCUCACACACGGACUACGGACUCCUUGUCAUCGCAAGUCAGACUGACGUAGGCGGUCUCUUUGUACGACCGCCGGUUCAUGGAGAAGACAAUAUCGAGAAUUGGGAGAAGAGCGCUGCCGGGUUGCACGAAGACGAUGAUAAAUGGAUAUUCGUCCCACCAGUCGAGAACACCUUGACUGUCUUCCCUGGUAGCAGAUCCCUAUAUCCCGAAAUUCGGUCCCGUCGAGUUAAUUUGUGGCAUAGGUGA
Messenger RNA from Exophiala bonariae, 783 nucleotides. RefSeq lists its product as uncharacterized. Lineage: Eukaryota; Fungi; Ascomycota; Eurotiomycetes; Chaetothyriales; Herpotrichiellaceae. The transcript has a single exon. Gene Ontology annotation, molecular function: 2-oxoglutarate-dependent dioxygenase activity. The record is from RefSeq and is a predicted model, not a curated record. The coding region runs from base 1 to 783 and encodes 260 amino acids.